Messenger RNA from Condylura cristata (star-nosed mole), 1080 nucleotides. RefSeq names its product WNT1 inducible signaling pathway protein 3 (gene CCN6). Gene Ontology annotation, molecular function: integrin binding; heparin binding. Gene Ontology annotation, cellular component: extracellular region; extracellular matrix. Gene Ontology annotation, biological process: cell adhesion; signal transduction. The transcript has 5 exons. Lineage: Eukaryota; Metazoa; Chordata; Mammalia; Eulipotyphla; Talpidae. The coding region runs from base 1 to 1062 and encodes 353 amino acids. The record is from RefSeq and is a predicted model, not a curated record.
AUGCAGGGGCUUCUCCUUGGAGCUCUCCUCUUCUCUGCUCUGUCACAGCUCUGCUGCAGGGCACAGGGUAUGGGGCUGUCAGACUCGGCACUUGGAGGAAGGCUUGGAGUGUCAGAAGUACAUCAUCGUAAACAGCUUUGCCACUGGCCCUGCCAAUGCCCUCGUCGGAAGCCCAGUUGCCCUCCUGGGGUGAGCAUGGUGAGGGACGGCUGUGGGUGCUGUAAAAGCUGUGCCAAGCAACCAGGGGACAUCUGCAAUGAAGCCGACCUCUGUGAUCCGCACAAAGGGCUGUACUGUGACUACUCAGCGGACCAGCCACGGUACGAGACUGGAGUGUGUGCAUAUCUUGUUGCUGUGGGAUGUGAGUUCAACAAAGUACAUUAUCAUAAUGGUGAAGUGUUUCAGCCUAAUCCCCUGUUCCGCUGCCUCUGUGUGAGUGGGGCCAUUGGAUGCACUCCUCUGUUCCUACCAAAGCUUGCUGACAGUCACUGUGCCGAGGCCAAAGGUGGAAAGAAAUCUGAUCAAUCAAAUUGUGGCCGGGGAAAAUUACAACAGCAGCUUUCAACAAGCUACAAAACAAGGCCAGCUUAUAGGAAUCUCCCACUUGCUUGGAAAAGAAAAUGUCUUGUGCAAGCAACAAAGUGGACUCCUUGCUCCAGAACCUGUGGCAUGGGAAUAUCUAGUAGGGUAACCAAUGAAAAUAGCAACUGUGAAAUGAGAAAAGAGAAAAGACUGUGCUAUAUUCAACCUUGUGAUAGUAGUAUAUCAAAGACAGUAAAGAUCCCCAAAGGAAAAACAUGCCAACCUACUUUUCAACUCUUCAAAUCUGAAAAAUUUGUCUUUUCUGGAUGUUCAAGUACUCAGAGUUACAAACCUACUUUCUGCGGAAUAUGUUUGGAUAAUAGAUGUUGUGUUCCUAAUAAGUCUAGAAUGAUAACCAUUCAAUUUGAUUGCCCAAAUGAAGAAUCAUUUAAAUGGAAGAUGCUAUGGAUUAUUUCUUGUGUAUGCCAGAGAAACUGUAGAGAUCCAGAAGAUUUAUUUUCUGAGCUCCAGAUUCUAUAAACCAAGCUCCUGGGAGAA